UCUUCUUACAGCACCUAAUCUGAAUAAGAACUUUUUUUGUGUGUGUGUGUCGCCGACUUGAAGGUGCAGACAGAAGACGUGUGAUGCAAUGGUGCAUGUCUGAUGUACGUGAAUGAACCAGCAGAGAAGAAUAUAGCUUGAAACUGACUGAAAAACUACUUUUUGUCUGUAUUUUUAUCAGACUUGGGGAGAUGGACUCUUUCCCAGAAUUCCUGAAUGGCUCAUCUAUCCAUGAUGGCUCUGGUGCAAAGGUGCCCCUGCCGUGGGCCGGAUUCCUCACGCUGUCCCUCCUCAUGGCCGUGUUCUCCAUCACAUCUGUCGUGUUGAACGCUACAGUGAUAGUCGUCACCCUCCGGCACAAACAGCUGCGACAGCCACUGAAUUUUGCCCUGGUCAACCUCGCUGUGGCCGACCUGGGCAUCACACUAACAGGAAGUGUGCCAUAUGUGGUGACCAACGCUGUGGGCUACUACAUCAUGGGACGGGUCGGUUGUGUAUUGGAGGGAUUUUGUGUCGCAUUAUUUGGUAUAACAGCGCUGUGCACAGUGGCCCUGAUAGCUGUGGAACGGCUGUUUGUAGUGUGCAAGCCUCUGGGUACCAUCACAUUCCAGAGCAAGCACGCUGCCGGGGGGCUGGCGUUAUCCUGGCUCUGGUCUCUCAUCUGGAAUACUCCUCCUCUCUUUGGCUGGGGAAGCUACCAGCUGGAGGGAGUCGGCACCUCAUGUGGACCCGACUGGCAGAGUCGAGAUUUCAAAAACAUGUCUUACAUCAUCUGUUACUUCUCACUCUGCUUCGCUGUGCCAUUUGUCAUCAUUGUGGUGUCAUAUUCAUGGCUGCUCUACACGCUAAGACAAGUAGCUAAGGUAGGUGGAGGUGCGGCUGCGAGGGCAGAGGCUAAGGUGGCGCGGAUGGUGGUGAUGAUGGUGUUGGCGUUCCUUGUGAGCUGGCUACCGUAUGCUACUCUGGCUCUAAUGGUUAUCUUCAACCCUGAUGUCCAGUUGCCUGUGCUGGUGAAGGUGGUACCCAUAUACAUGGCUAAGAGCAGCACUGUAUACAACCCUAUGAUCUACAUAUACAUGAACAAACAGUUCCAGAGGUAUGCAAUACCACUUCUGAUGUGUGGAAAGGAUCCCUGGCCUUCAGAGGACGAUGCAUCCGAGGUUCAGACCGUCGUGUCACCAUUGAACAACAAAAUCAGCCCAGAGUGACUUACCAUUCACUACAGUCUGUUAGUGCAUGAUAAAUGUGCUUCUCUGCUUAAAGAGAGAUGAUUUAAUGAACACUGAA
Molecule: messenger RNA, 1287 nt
Organism: Rhinichthys klamathensis goyatoka
Lineage: Eukaryota; Metazoa; Chordata; Actinopteri; Cypriniformes; Leuciscidae
Gene: parapinopsinb
Product: parapinopsin b
Exons: 4
Coding region: 192-1208 (338 amino acids)
Biological process (GO): G protein-coupled receptor signaling pathway; visual perception
Cellular component (GO): membrane; photoreceptor outer segment
Molecular function (GO): G protein-coupled receptor activity
Source: RefSeq, a predicted model, not a curated record